AUGGACGUGCGGGCCUACCUCCGCCGCCUUGGAGAGCGUGAAAUGGAGCGCCACGACCGCCUCCGAGCCCUCAUGGUCCGGCUCGAGGCCGAUGGCCAGGUCGACCGUCUCCUCCGCGCACAGGAGGACGACCACGCUGCACGCACCGGCGAGGAGGAGCAGAUCCAGUACCCCUUCUUCACCAAGGGCACGCAGGAGCUUCUCAAGGCGCGUGUCGACAUUGCACAGUACUCGCUGAAAGCCCUAGUUUGCCAUAUUAGGACCUUUCACUCGCUGCCCCGUGCCAAGGCCAGGAUUGAGAUGGCCAAGCGCUGCAACAAGGAUUCCGAUGAGGACCUAGAGGCGGAGUCCGAACUCGUCGUGAAGCAGGCUGGGGAGUUUGUGCUGGAGUGUAGCGAGAUUGGAGAUGAUCGCCCUCUGAUCGGUUGUUCCUUCUCUCGUGAUGCAUCAAUGCUGGCCACAAGCGGUGCAUGUCACCACUGCUUUCCUCCUCGCUCGCUUGCAUGCUCUGCCUCUCGCGUCGUCGUCUCGUCGAAGACGAGCCCAAGAAGAAGAAGAAGAGCACGCUAUAGCUGGAGUACUCCUACAAAAGGAGGGAGGUGUGGCAAGAUUCGCCUCUUUCCUUCCCGUUUCCUUUUCCUCCUCCAUGGUUUUGGCAGGCAGGAGGAGGACGCGAGCAGGCAGUCAUGUCAAGUGCCAAGUGCAUUGAACACCGAUCACGGGCCCGUACAGUGGCAGACCGACAGACAGAGACAGGCGGCCGUGCCACGACCUGCGCCCUCUGAAUAUUUUGCGCACAUUGAUGGCGACGCCACUGCUGCAAGUUCUACCCCGUCUACUGGUAAAAAACAAACCAGUCAGGUGACAACUGCUGCUGCAGCCUGCUGCCGCGGCGGACAACAGAGAGAGACUGACACUGACUGCAAUCAGAGGCUGCUGCUGCUGCUGCUGGUGGUCUCCGCCUCCGCCGCGGAGGGCCCCUGCGCCGUUUCGGCAUCCGAUGCGUCCGUCCGCCAUGGAUGCCGCGGUGGAGGCGGGGUCCGGUCGCCGUGGAUGUGGUGGGGGCACUGCCCGUCCCGUGUGCUGCAGUGCAGGGCCCUAGGCCGUACCACCAUUGCCAUUGGCGCGGGGUGGUCACCUCUGCUUCCGACGAGAACGGAGGUGCUGGGCGGUCCCUUGCGUUGCAUCUGGUCCAAACUCAAGCAAGCAAGCAAGCCAUGGACCGCUCUCGCUCUGAGUCGAGGGGUUGAUGGUUCGGUACCCUUUUCGGCUUUUCUGCCUAACGAAACGGCGGGCAUUGCGGUGCCCCCACCCACAUCGAGCUUUGCAAUAAACAGUACUAUUUUUAUUUGUAUUUGACAAAUAUUAUUCAAUAAUAAAUUAACUAGAUUUAAAA
Molecule: messenger RNA, 1396 nt
Organism: Sorghum bicolor (sorghum)
Lineage: Eukaryota; Viridiplantae; Streptophyta; Magnoliopsida; Poales; Poaceae
Exons: 4
Coding region: 1-1359 (452 amino acids)
Biological process (GO): mRNA splicing, via spliceosome
Cellular component (GO): U4/U6 x U5 tri-snRNP complex
Molecular function (GO): U6 snRNA binding; U4 snRNA binding
Source: RefSeq, a predicted model, not a curated record